Messenger RNA from Guillardia theta CCMP2712, 955 nucleotides. RefSeq lists its product as hypothetical. Bases 71 to 865 code for a protein of 264 amino acids. The transcript is spliced from 10 exons. NCBI's taxonomy places the organism in Eukaryota, Cryptophyceae, Pyrenomonadales, Geminigeraceae. The record is from RefSeq and is a predicted model, not a curated record. Gene Ontology annotation, molecular function: protein binding.
UGUUGUCAUACCUCUGGUAUUCGCCAAAGUGACAGGACAAAAUGAAGUCAAGAACAUGUUUUUCCUUUUCAUGUGCUUUUUUAUGUGGUGCGGAAGUGCAGUUAUUGGAAUCGACAUUUUCAUUCUCCAAUUCUCUGGUUACAAUAAACAGAUUGGGAUGCACUUCAUGUACGUCAAAGAUCAAGUUGACAGGGCGUUUGGUCUUUAUCAAGCCAAUUUGACACCCAACUUUCUCAUUGGAGUUUUGCUAUGCACCGAAGUCCUCGCGAAUCUCUUCUUGGUUUUGUCAUUCUAUGAUUUUUGGGAAGUCUGGUACAGGACCCACGACCCGAGAACCUCACACUUGCCCAAGAAUCCUGAGCCGGCGCCAAGCCCUCCGCCCGUUGAACAGCCAAAGCCAGUUAAAAUGCCAGAGCAACCCAAAGGACCUCCUACAAAGCAUCCAGAAGUGACUGUCGGGCUGCAGUUCGAGAUGAAAGUGAACAGGUUCAAAAACUCAGACGGUCAAGAACAGAUCGUACAAGAGGUGCAAGUGAAUACUAUUGUCCCAGGGGGUGCUGCCGACAAGGCAGUGCAAGCGAAUGGGAGAAGAGUUGCCAAGGGAGAUGUAGUUCUCAAGGUCGGAGAUAUCAAAGAGGAUGGAACGGCUGACUUGCAAGAUGUUUAUGGGAAACCGAUAGUCGGGUCAGACGGUUGGGUGCACAUUGUCCAAGGGAAACCAGCUGGAACGAGGAUCCGAUUCCUGUUUGCAAGGCAUGAAGAAAAGUUGCAGUUUCAAUACGACAUUGUUCGUGAGCUUGUGCCAAAUUUCAUGAAGCAAUAUGGCGUGGACGGUCCCCCUCCAUUGCCUCCUGAUUAUGAAUAGACUGAGUACCUGUCUUGUCAUUUGAAUAGAAAUUAGAGGAUCAAACGUAGGAUUGCGUUCAUUUGUACAAUGCAUUUCGCAACGAAAAUC